AUGCCGAAUGGACGGUCUAAAGAUGACGUGGCACACGCGGUGCAAAUACUGAGAUUUGCAUUUGCGGGGGCUCAUCGACCGUUGAUCUAUGACCGGUUGUGUAAAUGGACGGUGGAUCGAGUGGGUGCGGCGUUGCAGCUUCACACGCCACGGCCCACGUACAGCUUCGUUGCGGGGUUAAAUUUACGAAAGAGUCCCUGCAUUAUCCUGUACUUCGGGCGCGCACGCCGGAGCUCUUAUGACCGAACCUUCUACGUCUUAGAUCAGUCUUUUCCUAUUUUGAGCACGUUUAAGAAGAUGGCCCCAAAAGCCAUAAAGGAGAUAAGGAAGUUUGCGCAGAAGGCGAUGGGCACAUUGGACGUGAGGGUCGACGUGAAGCUAAACAAGCACAUAUGGAGCCGCGGGGUCCGGAGCGUGCCGAGGCGCCUGCGCGUGCGGAUCGCGCGGAGGAGGAACGACGAGGAGGACGCCAAGGAGGAGCUCUACUCGUUGGUCACGGUCGCGGAGGUCCCCCCGGAGGGACUCAAAGGAUUGGGCGCCAAGGCCGUCGACGACGACGACGACGCAGAGUAGAAACAACAACAACAACAAAAAAAGUAAUCCUUUUCUAUGUACCCUCAUCUCAUCGGCUAUUUAUUUUAGUCGAGUGUUCCUUUUCAUUCAUCUCUGAUUGAUUUACGAUUGCAGUUUAAGGUGUUAUAUGAAUUUGCCCAAAGAUGCAACAAAAAUUCAUAAGAGUAUCUUAAACUAUUCUGAGAAUGUUGCGCGUAUAUGUUGAUGCGUUGGAACUUGAGCUCAUGACGCGGACAUGUACGUAUUAUAAGAACAGCGUCAUGUGUUUGUCAUCGUAUCAGCAGUUUAUAAAGACAAUAAGUUUUAGGAUAAUAGAAGCGAUAUUAUUAUUAUCGGAGC
Ananas comosus (pineapple) is the source of this 912-nucleotide messenger RNA. RefSeq names its product 60S ribosomal protein L31-like. The record is from RefSeq and is a predicted model, not a curated record. Gene Ontology annotation, molecular function: structural constituent of ribosome. Gene Ontology annotation, biological process: cytoplasmic translation. The transcript has 3 exons. Gene Ontology annotation, cellular component: ribosome; cytosolic large ribosomal subunit. Lineage: Eukaryota; Viridiplantae; Streptophyta; Magnoliopsida; Poales; Bromeliaceae. The coding region runs from base 1 to 573 and encodes 190 amino acids.